This is a messenger RNA of Striga hermonthica, 564 nucleotides long. The record is from the annotation of a GenBank genome assembly. NCBI's taxonomy places the organism in Eukaryota, Viridiplantae, Streptophyta, Magnoliopsida, Lamiales, Orobanchaceae.
AUGCACUCAAACUACCUGAUGCCGGCCUCCGUGCUCUUACAAAUUGCGGCAAUACCACCGCCACGUGAGGAGCUCGGGUGCGACCGUCUUUAUUGGGGACCUUCAUCUACCGGCAAAUUCUCUACGAGAUCUGCCUAUGAUUUCUUGGACGAUGUGGGUGGUUCGGUCCCAGGCCCAGGGCCUUUAUGGCGGGCUGUUUGGCAGUGGCCGGGCCUCCAAAGAAUACGUAAUUUCCUUUGGCUCUUGGCAAAGAAUCGCCUACUCACUAACGUUGAACGGAUGAGAAGACAUUUGACCCCAGAGGCGUGCUAUGAGCUGUGUAGACAAGCAGACGAAUCGACCGUUCAUGUAUGCUGGGACUGUCCGUUAGCGGCAGAAAUCUGGAGACACCUGCUACCACGGUCAGUUCACAUUGAAUUUUUCUCAUUAAGCUUGGAGGAAUGGCUGUUUUCGAAUUUAGUGAACCCGGUUAAAUUUGGGGACGCCAACUGGACGCAGACAUUUGGAGUAGUUGUGUGGAAAAUUUGGGGCUGGCGAAACGAGCAUCUAUUCCAAGGCAAGUAG